AUGAUAGGCAAGCGAAUAGCUGCGCUCGGGCAAGCAUUGGGCAUGCGCGUACUUAUCGCGAGUCGAAAGACACCAGCGACGCCUCCCGUAGACACCGGGCUUCCAGCCCCUGACGCCUCUGACGACCGCAUACCCUUUGACGAUGUGCUCCGCAACUCCACAGUCCUCGUCCUAGCUCUCCCGCGAACCCCCGAGACGCUCAACCUCAUCUCUACUCCCGAGCUCGAGAAGAUGCAUCCGUAUACCGUCAUAAUCAACGUCGCGAGAGGCGGCAUAGUACACGAAGCUGCUGUAGUGCAAGCUCUGAAGCAGAGGCGCAUAGCCGGCUAUGCGACGGACGUAUAUCAGGUGGAACCACUUGGUGGACCUGCAGAUACCCCCCUGCUGGAGGAAGACGUAAAGGACCUCAACAUUACCCUGAGUCCGCAUGUGGCAUGGUUUUCGACAACGUCGAUCAAGAACCUUGGUGAGAUAUUGAAGGCGACUGUAGAGGGCAUGGUGAGCGGCAACGAGAUCAAUGCUAUUCUGUAA
Alternaria novae-zelandiae is the source of this 531-nucleotide messenger RNA. RefSeq lists its product as uncharacterized. Gene Ontology annotation, molecular function: NAD binding. The coding region runs from base 1 to 531 and encodes 176 amino acids. The transcript has a single exon. The record is from RefSeq and is a predicted model, not a curated record. Lineage: Eukaryota; Fungi; Ascomycota; Dothideomycetes; Pleosporales; Pleosporaceae.